AUGGCCAAGGCCAGUGGCGCCGAGCUGGGGGCGUCAUCAAAGGGCGACGCCGCGGCGGCCAAGAACAUGUACAGCCGCUGCCUGCACUACGUCCGCGCGCAUCUAGAGGCCGAUGUGCUCGCCGGUCACCCGCUCUAUGCUCGCACACCAAAUGUCAACGCCCUCGUCGGUCGCACUGGCGCCUUGACCAUCGACAAUACGCCGCUCACUGAGGACCUUUACAUAAUUUUUGCAGCGUAUCUUCAACACGGCGACAAGGGCAAGAUGGCCGCCAUGUCGGCCAUUAACUACAUGACCACGCUCGAGCGCCUGCACCGCGAGGCGCUCAAGCACAACGACACGGCCCCGCCGCUCGGCCUGGAUUACGUGGCACACGCGCGCGCCGUCAUGCGCGCCCUCUACCAAGAAGAGAGCCAGAUCGCUGCCCAGACGACGACAAAGGCGCCUGCCUCCCCGAUGCUCGUCGCAGAUUUCGCGACCGUCUGCGAGACGCUCUUCAAAGAGAACGAUGCAGGCCGGCGCCAGCACAGCUCGAGAGACCGCACGCUGCUCACGAUGCAGUGGAGCGCCAUUGGCACGGGCUUGGACAUGGGCGGCUUGUGCUACGCCAACUUAAUGUGGAAGAAUGACCGUCUCGUUGUCGCUGUGAAGCACGAAUCAACGGGCGAGAUGGACCAGCUUCCGACGCUCGACCCGCUGCAUGCGCUCGCCUGCCAGCUCGCGUCCACGGCCGACGACACGAGUCGCCACGUCUCCCAACAGCUCGCGCAAUCGAGCAAUGGCACCAAAAAACAUGCUGCGCACAUCAACCAAGUGCUCAAGCGCCUUAGCGACAAGGACCACUGCGGCGUUCUGACGCCGCAUCGUCGGCGGCAACGUACUGCAACAUCCGCUAGCAUCCACGGCGACGACCAGUUCCCGGACCUCGCCAGUCGCGGUAGCUGGUCCAUGGACGCGCUGGAUACGACGCUGAAGAACACGCAAGGCGACGCUCUUCGGAUCGCGCGCCAACGCGCGGGCUGGUCGCACCCGCGUCUGUCGCAUGCCGCGCCACUUUUGACGGCAGCGCGUCGCCCGGUCGAGGACGGCGACGUCUUGGACCCGAUGAUCGUCUUUGCAGACAAACUCUUUCACAACUACAGCUACGGCCAGGCGCCACGUGUCUCCGCGCAUCUCCUUGACUUGCUUGCCGCCACGCUGCUGCUGUACUUGUCGGAUACGAUGGCGGUGUGUGCGAACCAUGCGGUGCACGUGGCUCUGUUUGCCGCUGCCGCCAGUGUCGGCAUCACCCAAGACGAGCUCCUUCAACGUGGGCACAGCAUCCGACGGGCCUUCUGUCUCGCCAAUGCCCAUCAGCUGCACGCAACGGCAGUGGUCGAGGAUGCAUCGAUGGAGAAGCUUCUGGCGCUGCAGCGCGCCACGGCCCUUGAAGUGUCGGCGCUGACGUCGACGGUCGACGCACAAAAUGUCGUUGUCCGCAAGAUGCAAGCCGACAUGGACAAGCUCAUGGCGACGUGCCACGAGACAAACGCGCUGCUGACCACGCUGCUUCAAAGCGUGAGCACCAAGACGCAGGCCGUCUCAGCAGGUCGUUUGCCCUCGCUCUCCGGCAUCAAGUUCAGCGACGGUCUCUUCAUGUUUCUUGCCAACGGCUUGGUGAACCUCCCGCGCGACCCGAGCAGCAACCACCAGGCCACAUUGAAGGCUGCGUUGCGCCAGGCACAACGCAGCCCCGAGUUCCGGGACGUCGUCUCGGCCCAUCGCUCGGGCCGCUGUACCCGGUCGCAGCUGUUUGCCGCAUGCGAACAAGUCUCCGAGGCAAUCGACGCAGAGAUCAAUUGCUUCAUCGAGCAACGAGCCAAAGCCACUGGGUCGUCGACGCGGAAGCGGCAACGGACGAGCCAACGGUCCAUCUCCGACGCGGUCGAGCUCCUGAAGAAAGCGCGCCACAGUCGGAACCAGUUCAGCACCGCGAACCAGACGACGGGUCUGCGCAUGACCGACGGUGUGUACGCGUCGCGCCUCGAGACGUUCAAAGACGCGAUAGCCGCCAUCUCCAAGGCGGUCGGAGAUCACUUGGGGUCGAUCGUCGACAAGCAGCUCGACGAGCUCGCUCUGCGCACCGAAGCACUCGCCGCCAUGGAAGCACGCAUGGCCGACGAAGCGGCGACCGCCGACGCCACGAUCACACUCAACGUCGGCGGCUCGAUCUUUGCCACGUCGCGCGAAACGCUGCUGCAGUUUGAAGGCAGCUACUUUGCCGCCAUGCUCUCGUCGGGCUCGUGGCAGCCCGGUGACGAUGGCGCGUACUUCAUCGACCGAGACCCACGUCACUUUGAGCGCGUCAUGGCAUUUCUCCGGUCGGGUGCCGUCGACUUUGACGGGCUUGAUCGCGUCAACGCCGCAGUGCUCUAUGAUCAUUUUGAUUACUUUCUGUUGCCGCUCCCACCCGUGCCGUGGGAUGGCAUGUACUGCCACCCGCAGCUCACGCUCUCCGAGACGAUGACCGUCGCGACUGCCGAUGGUGCGCUGACGGGGAAAUGGAACGUUUUGGCCACACGCGCAGUGCGGUCGUUCACGGUCAAGCUGCCUGCCUCUCAUACGACGAUCGACAUUGGCUACAUGACGCGCGACCAGUUUUACGCCUCCGGUUCUCCGGGCACACUCUUUUUUUCGUGGCCAAACGAGAUACGUAGCGGUGCGUACGGCGAAACAACCACAAUUGCAAACCCCGUUCACGCAACGGAGAACGUGAUGCUGUCGUGCGUCUGGGACAAGGCGAUGAGUGCCCUCCGCGUCCACGUCAACGGUGUACUUGUCCCGGACUGGACUGAGUCGGUCGUUGGCGCACCCUACUUGUACCCAUGCGUUCGUAUCGCCUCGGCCAACGCCCGCGUGGAACUCUCGUCGGUCGAGGCGUUGUAA
Saprolegnia parasitica CBS 223.65 is the source of this 2925-nucleotide messenger RNA. RefSeq lists its product as hypothetical. Gene Ontology annotation, molecular function: protein binding. The record is from RefSeq and is a predicted model, not a curated record. The coding region runs from base 1 to 2925 and encodes 974 amino acids. The transcript is spliced from 4 exons. Gene Ontology annotation, biological process: protein homooligomerization. NCBI's taxonomy places the organism in Eukaryota, Oomycota, Saprolegniomycetes, Saprolegniales, Saprolegniaceae.